Molecule: messenger RNA, 1626 nt
Organism: Botrytis byssoidea
Lineage: Eukaryota; Fungi; Ascomycota; Leotiomycetes; Helotiales; Sclerotiniaceae
Exons: 4
Coding region: 1-1626 (541 amino acids)
Biological process (GO): transmembrane transport; carbohydrate transport
Cellular component (GO): membrane
Molecular function (GO): carbohydrate:proton symporter activity
Source: RefSeq, a predicted model, not a curated record
AUGGGUCUUUUGACUUUGGUAGAAGAUCGGCCUACGCCAGCAUGUGUCUACAACGCCCGCGUAUAUUUCUGCGCGACUGUAGCCGCGUUUUGUGCAGUGAUGAUUGGAUAUGACUCCGCAUUUAUCGGCGGAACAAUCGCUCUCCCAUCAUUCAAGAGCGAAUUCAAUUGGUCGCAAUAUUCAGCCGAUGAAGCUCUCCUUAUCUCCGAAAAUAUCGUCUCACUCUAUCAAGCUGGUGCUUUCUUCGGAGCUCUCUUCGCUUAUGCAGCUGGUCACUACUUGGGUCGUAAAAUGGGUCUCCAAGUGUUCUCCGGCGUCUUCGUUGUCGGCGCUGGAAUGAUGUUGGGCGCCAAUGGCGAUAGAGGUCUUGGAUUAAUUUACGGUGGCAGAGUUUUGGCUGGUAUUGGUGUUGGUGGCGCUUCCAAUUUGACUCCUAUCUACAUUUCUGAGCUUUCUCCUCCUGCUAUUAGAGGACGCUUGGUCGGACUGUAUGAGAUGGGAUGGCAAGUUGGUGGCGUUGUUGGCUUCUGGAUCAACUAUGGAGUCUCAACUACUAUGCCCGCAAACCACAGACAGUGGAUCAUUCCAUUCGCUGUUCAAUUGAUCCCUGCUGGUCUCAUGUUUGCCGGACUAUUCUUGAUCAAAGAAUCCCCAAGAUGGCUCAUGAGCCGUGGUGAUCGAGCAACCGCCCUCAAGAACCUCUGCUGGAUCAGAAAACUUCCUCAAGAUGAUAUCUACAUGCUCGAGGAAGUAUCCAGUAUUGAAGCUGCUCUCGAACAACAACAGGCCACUGUUGGACUCGGCUUCUGGCAACCUUUCAGGGCUCUCGGCAAUGAUCGCAAAGUCAUGUACCGUUUCGCUCUCGGCUGCUCUCUCUUCUUCUGGCAAAACACAUCUGGUAUCAACGCCAUCAACUACUACUCUCCUACCGUCUUCAAGGAGAUCGGUAUCAUCGGUACAAAUGCCUCGCUUCUCACUACAGGUAUCUUUGGUGUCAUCAAGGCAGUUGUUACACUCAUUUGGCUUUUCUUCCUUAUCGACAACUUUGGACGCAGAAAUCUCCUCAUGUAUGGUGCCUUUGCAGGAGCCAUCUGUUUAUACUACGUCGGUGGUUAUAUCGCCGUUGCAAACCCUUCUGCCAACCCUUCCACUACUCUUUCCGCAGGCGGUAAAUCCGCCAUGGCAUUCUUUUACCUCUGGACCGCUUCCUACACUCCCUCGUGGAACGGUACUCCAUGGGUCAUCAACUCCGAGAUGUUCCCCCAGCACGUCCGUACACUUGGUCAAGCAUUCGCAGCCGCCAGUAACUGGUUCUUCAACUUCUUGGUUGCUCGUUUCACAGCACAAAUGUUCAAAGCUAUGGGAUGGGGUGUUUUCAUCUUCUUUGCUUCUUUGAUGAUGUGCAGUAUCGUAUUCGUCUUCUUCUUGGUUCCUGAAACUAAGGGUAUUCCAUUGGAGAGUAUGGAUAGACUCUUCAGCUCCGAAUUGAAGGCCAGACAUGCCCAUGGUAUCGUAUUAAGAGAAUUGAAGGAAGACGAAGAGGCCUUCAGAAGAAACGUAGAAGGAAGUGGAAUUGGAUUGGACAAAGAAGGAAACGAGAAGAGUGCUUAUGUCGAAGUUGUCUAA